AUGGUCUUCCGAUUUCCCAAAACCCUCGACCCCAUAACCCUCUUCCACAGUCCCAGCGCGCCGGCGUCGCAAAACGCCCUCAAAACGCUGCAACGGGCGCUCGCGGCCGCCGAAGCGGGCGAGCCGCAGACGACCAAACGGGGCGAGUUCCAGCUGGAGGUGACGACCGAGGCGCCGACGACGGACCAGCUGCGCAAUAUCCUGGACUAUGUGACGGCGGAUCCGGCGGGGGCGGGGAGUAAUCGGAUUGUGUAUGGGGUUGAGCAGGUUGUGAAGGGGGCGAGGAAUGCGGAGGAUGCGGUCAAGAGGUUCAAGGAGGAUGGGGGACAGGGGUUUGUUAGGCCUAUUACGGUGGAUUGGACGAAUGGUCGGGCUGUGCUUGGGGAUAAUGAAUCGGAGAUUCUGAAGAUGGUGCAUCAGUUGGAUGUCGACUAA
Molecule: messenger RNA, 435 nt
Organism: Aspergillus pseudonomiae
Lineage: Eukaryota; Fungi; Ascomycota; Eurotiomycetes; Eurotiales; Aspergillaceae
Exons: 3
Coding region: 1-435 (144 amino acids)
Cellular component (GO): mitochondrion
Molecular function (GO): oxidoreductase activity
Source: RefSeq, a predicted model, not a curated record